Messenger RNA from Gossypium raimondii (Peruvian cotton), 880 nucleotides. Its product is annotated as 17.3 kDa class I heat shock protein. NCBI's taxonomy places the organism in Eukaryota, Viridiplantae, Streptophyta, Magnoliopsida, Malvales, Malvaceae. The coding region runs from base 209 to 679 and encodes 156 amino acids. Gene Ontology annotation, biological process: protein complex oligomerization; response to salt stress; protein folding. The record is from RefSeq and is a predicted model, not a curated record. The transcript has a single exon.
ACACUAGAAUUCUAAAGAAAACAACCAAGAAAAAGGUAAAGAAAAGAUCUUGUGAAGACUAGAAUUUUCCGCAAGUCCUAUAAAAACCCCACUCCAGGUGCUCUAAGUACUCAGACAAGCAAAGCAUACAAAAACCAAGACGAGUUUCUCAAUCUCCCAAAAUAUCAUAAUCCAAGUUUCCUGUUAAUCCCAGUUUUCUAUCCUGAAAAUGGCUAUGAUUCCAAGCUUUUUUGGCAACCGCCGCAGCAAUGUCUUUGAUCCUUUCUCUCUUGAUGUAUGGGAUCCUUUCAAGGACUUCCCCCUUUCUUCUUCACUCACCUCACAAACCCCGGAAACCUCAGCGUUUGUGAAUACCCGAAUUGACUGGAAAGAAACCCCAGAAGCGCACGUGUUCAAGGCUGAUGUUCCGGGGCUUAAGAAAGAAGAGGUGAAAGUGGAGGUUGAAGAUGACAGAGUGCUUCAGAUAAGCGGAGAGAGGAACAUUGAGAAGGAAGACAAGAAUGACACAUGGCAUCGCGUGGAACGCAGCAGUGGGAAGUUUAUGAGGAGGUUCAGGUUGCCUGAGAAUGCCAAGAUGGAUCAGAUCAAGGCUUCCAUGGAAAAUGGUGUGCUUACUGUCACUGUUCCCAAACUGGAAGUGAAAAAGCCCGAUGUCAAGGCUAUUGACAUUUCUGGCUAAACGAUUGAACUUGGGUUUCUAAAUCGUGUCUUUCAACACUGCCAGAUCAGAGUUCAGUUCCCACUAUGCGCGAUCCAUAAUAUAUGUGUGUUUACGUAUGUAUGUAUAAAACUUUUAAAUAACGUUGUGAUUUGUAAUGGUCUUAAUUUUGUAGUUUGGUCUUUUAUGUAUCUGUAAUAAUAUAAAUAUCUCAAUUUUAUA